Molecule: messenger RNA, 2007 nt
Organism: Caenorhabditis remanei
Lineage: Eukaryota; Metazoa; Nematoda; Chromadorea; Rhabditida; Rhabditidae
Exons: 5
Coding region: 1-2007 (668 amino acids)
Biological process (GO): nuclear-transcribed mRNA poly(A) tail shortening
Cellular component (GO): nucleus; CCR4-NOT complex; cytoplasm
Molecular function (GO): poly(A)-specific ribonuclease activity
Source: RefSeq, a predicted model, not a curated record
AUGGCCGACAGCGGAGAAGGCGAGUCGCCAUCAAGAAGAAACUCUAGUGGAAAACGAUUCGUAAGAAGAGCUAGAAGAUGGGCCGAACUACAGCAGAAGAGGCAGGGACGGCGGAACUGCGAAGAUCCUGAUGUUCCGGUCGGUCAGAAUGAGACGAAAUUCCAUAUGCAUCAUCCGAGUCUUGCUUUCUUGAAUAGUCAACAUUCAAAAGAUCAAAAAUAUCGACCACCAGAACCACCACACGUCUAUGAUUAUGUGGAGAUGGCAGCCUUUGGAAGUGGAGAGAUGGUAGUUGAUGACGAACUCAAUUAUGAUAUUGUGGCUCACGAAGAAAAUCAACUCAAGCAAAACUUAGGCCAUACUCGCAGUUUUCCAAUCACUAUUCUUCAACCAAGAACGCAUGAAAUUCAAAUGCCAACUGGGUUUCCUGUGUCAUACGGUUACACUGAUCAUAGACCUUGCCAACGAGCAACAUCGAAUGCAUAUUUCUAUCCAAGCUAUCUUGAAAGCAGUUGUCCUCACUACCAAUCAUCUCUUUCUUCAUUUGAACAACGUCAAGUACGUCCGAUAUCGAUGAUGAAGUCUGUAGAUAGUGCUCUGACACUGAUUACCAAUGAUCUCUCUACUAUAAGUAUAUCCGAUGCAUCCAAUACAUCGCCUAGUUCGAUCUCAAACAACUCAGAGGAAGACAUUUUUUCAAGUGCUUACAAGUUUGCUUCUUCAUUACCAAAGUCAUCGAAUUUCACUAUUCCUGUCACGAUUCCUCAUAAUUUUUUCGUAAACACGCAUCCGCCACCUGAAAGAAACUGGGUAAUGAUCCGACAUGCCGAUCCUGAGCGUCCAAUUGCUACAUUCACUGUUCUUUGCUACAACGUUCUCUGUGAUAAGUACGCGACUGUCAACCAAUAUUCGUAUUGUCCUUCGUGGGCUCUCAAUUGGGAGUACCGAAAGACGCUGAUUAUCAAAGAGAUAAGAACAUAUGAAGCUGAUGUAAUCACUUUGCAAGAAGUCGAAACUGAGCAAUUUCGGACACUUUUCCUACCAGAACUGAAGGCACUCGGAUAUACAGGAAUUUUCGCCGCCAAGACUCGUGCUAAAACAAUGAGUGAAGAGGAAAAAAAGUAUGUCGAUGGAUGUGCGAUUUUCUGGAAGGUGGAUAAGUUUGAUAUGGACAAACAACAAGUGUUCGAAUUCUCUGCCGUUGCUAUGAAGAAAGCAUCAAGCAGUGGCAACAUACUUAAUCGAGUAAUGCCACGGGAUAAUAUUGCACUUUGUGCUGUAUUAAAGAUCAAAGAUGCCGUGUAUGCAAAUCGUCGCAUGACGAUACCAGCCAACGAUAAUGUUGUUGGUAAUCCUCUUGUUGUCUGCACUGCUCACGUUCACUGGGAUCCUGAAUUCUGUGAUGUCAAAUUAGUGCAAACGAUGUUGCUUGCCAAUGAAGUGUCUCGAUUACUUGAUGAAGUCUCUAAGAGCUAUAAGAUCACACAACAACAAGUUCCAGUUCUUAUAUGUGGAGACUUGAACUCUCUACCCGAAUCUGGAGUUUUCGAAUAUCUUUCUAAAGGACAAAUUUCGAGGUCGCAUGCAGAUUUUAAAAGUUUCCGUGACGAUACCUGUCUAGAGAUGUUCAGUAACUCAACAGACAAGAACGUGAUAAGUCAUCCUCUUCGUCUCGAUUCGGCCUGUGACAUCACGUCUAUUCCAUUCACCAACUACACGUUGGAUUUCAAAGGAAUGAUCGAUUACAUCUUCGCAACACCACAGUCAUUGGCCAGAUUAGGAAUACUCGGUCCAUUUGAUCCACAAUGGGUUCAAUCGAAUAAAAUUCUCGGUUUCCCACAUCCUCAUGUUGCAUCUGAUCACAUUCCAAUUAUGGCGCAGUAUGCAAUCAUACCAACAACACAUCAGAGGCAACCACCUCCACCUCAACAAACGGGUCAUCCACCUCCAGUCGGUGUCAUUGGUGGUGGUUAUCCAGCACCUCCUCAACACUCGUUCCUCAGAUGA